AUGGCUGGUGGAGGUGACGUCAGCAAUGGCAGCAGUCCGAUCAAUCCCAGCCGUCCGAAGGACGGUUACGCUGCUGGCCCGCCGUGGAUUUUCAAGGGCAGGGCGUUGUACCAGCUGAACCUGGUCAAAGCUGACGUGGCACGCCAAGUCGUUCCGCCGGAGCUCAAGCUCGUCGAAGCCUUUGGGUACACCCUAGGCGGGGUAUACUAUGCGCAGUACGACUCGAGUCCUGCAGGGAAGUUUGACGAGCUCGUCAUCAUUCCUGGCAUCGUGUGGGACCCACCUGCCUCGUGCGCGUGGGCGGCAGCGGUGAUGGUGGAUAGUGCGUCAGCCAGAGACCAUGGUAUCAAGGAGGUUGGGCUGCCAAGCCGAUUCGUCUCAUUCAACAAGAAGCUGCUGCCAGCACCUCAGUCCGUCGCACAUACCGCUCCUCUCAACUCCAUUUCCUCCCCUCCCUCCACCUCUCCAUUGAACGAUCCAAGCGCCUCAGCCUCCCCCUCCCCCUCCUCCCCCUCUUCUCAUGCACCUGACAAGGCUCCUCUGCAACUGCUUUCCAGAUUCAUUAACCCCUGGAGAAAGGGACGGACACAGGGGCUGGGAGGAAGCAGAGAGGGGGGGUUCCUGCAGGUGACUGUGUGUGAUGGGGGAAAGGAAGGAAGGGGAGGAGGGAGAGGAGGGAGGGAGAAGGAGGGUAAGGGGUUGGAGGAAGGGAGUGUUAGACUCGGAGAACCCAUGUUUGAACUUCACAUGAAGGUGCCAUCGCUCAAAGAGCUCGCAGCUGUCUCACACCUGCCAUCCAUCAAAAUGUCGCUGCCUAGCUUCAGUGGCCGCACAGAGGCUCAGCCUGCUCUGCUCAAAUACUCGUGCGACCUCUCCUGCCGUGUGAGCCUCAUGCCGCCUGCCACCACCCGCAUCAGCCCAGCCUACCGACAGAGACAGACCUCUCCCAACAGCUCUGCUGAUGCGUUACGUGACUCUGUGACUUCAUCCAAGGACCAGACUGCUGGCAGGAAGAGCCAGGAUGUGGUGGUUGAGGUGCUCUCUGGUCGGCCGCUGAUUGCGAUGUGUUUUGAAGGGAUGGAGAUGAGAGUGGAGGCGCCGACUCGGGUGUUGUUGCCUGCGACGACUGUUAUGAGGGAACUCAAGGCUCGUGAUAUCGUUGUCGCCACGAGCAGCUUGCAGUUCGAGGUCAAGGAUAGUGUUGAAUCGCCUGCCGAGGCUGAGUACAAGACUGCUUAA
Messenger RNA from Closterium sp. Yama58-4, 1239 nucleotides. NCBI's taxonomy places the organism in Eukaryota, Viridiplantae, Streptophyta, Zygnematophyceae, Desmidiales, Closteriaceae. The record is from the annotation of a GenBank genome assembly.